Messenger RNA from Plutella xylostella (diamondback moth), 6417 nucleotides. RefSeq names its product MAGUK p55 family member stardust (gene sdt). Gene Ontology annotation, molecular function: protein binding. The record is from RefSeq and is a predicted model, not a curated record. Lineage: Eukaryota; Metazoa; Arthropoda; Insecta; Lepidoptera; Plutellidae.
AGUUUAGAUGUAAAAUGUGUUUGAAUAGUGUCUUAUUAUUUGGGACCCUAGAGGGUCUACGGUGGCUGUGACCAGCCGUGAGCCAUGGCCGGGCCGCGGUCUCCCGGCUGAGGAUGCGAGCCAUGUGGGCAUCCACCCCUACCAUGUACAGAAAGCGAGUUUUCCGAAGAAGAUUCUGUCUAAAAUGGUGCUGGCGUAAACGCUGGCCAGGACUCUCUGAACGCCAGCGCCACAGCUGCCGCUCUUCAUAGGGAAAAGUUAAUAAAAAAAACUGUGUAAAAAUGAACACGUUCAACGCACCGACUACCCAGAUCAACACUGUGGACAAAAUGACUACAGUGAAGUGUAAAACUGUGGAUCUGCAGGGCUAUGUCAUAAUUGUUGUGCAAACCAAGGAUAAUAAAGUUAAGCUUUACGGGUCUCCGGCGGUGGGCCGGGACAACCUGGAGGUAGCUGACGAGAUCAUGGACGUGAACGAGACCCGGCUCGAGGACAUGACCCGGACGGAGGUCAUCGGACACAUACAUGAGUGCAUCCAGUCGUGUCUGAUAAAACUACGAGUUCGGAGACGUGGCGACACAAAACUAUUAUCGGACAUCGGCCACAACAUCGUGCAAGAUGCCUUCCUCAUCGCGGUGGAGGAGCAGGCCCGGCAGCGCCUGCAGCGGCUCUCCGCGCUCAAGCGGAUCACCCCCGUCGACAUGUCGCAGCUGUCUGUAGAGCUAAACCGCAGGAAGCUUGCUCAGACGACACCAGAGAACAGAACCGACCUGAACGGCUACAUCAGCUCCUCCACGGUCUACGUCACCUCCAUCACAGAGGACGGAGCCAUCGAGACCAAACCCAUCAUCUCCUCACCAAAACCCACCAUCAAAUCGCUCCAAGCGAAGCCAACACCCGUCAUCGCAAACGGAAUUUCCAUAGACAACAAAAAGGACACAGACGCUCCCGAACCAGAGAAACACGAGAAGGAUACGAGUGAGAAAGUGAAAAGUGAAGUGAUAAGUGAAAGUGAUGCGUACAGUGCAGUAAGGGAGCAGUUGAGCAACGGAAGGAGUGAGAAGCUGAUUGGAGAACAGCCGGAGAAUAGGAUCCGGGCCACGGCUGUUAUUGAGAACAAUAAGUUGGGACCUGGAGAGAAAGGGCCCCGGCGCCGCUCCGGCUCGAGCAUCGUGGUGCUGGACGCCGACGAAGACAAGCGCCCGCCUGAUGAUGACCAGAACAUGAUCGCCAUGCUCUCCGUCACCGCCGACACCGGGCCGCACCGCGAGAUGGCGGUGGACGUGCCUGACAGCUUCAUCGCGCGCAACAAGACGCCCCCCCGCUACCCGCCCCCGCGGCCCCCGCAGGUACCCGCCCCCCCCGACUCCGACAGCUCGGGCAGCCUCAAGAACCACACCCUGGAGACCACAUCCGGGCCCAGCUCCGGACUCAGCUUCGGAAGCAAGAAGAGCAAGGCGUCGACAGAAACCACCAAAUGCGGGGACCUGUUUAGAAUGGACACUCCCAGUGAUCACAAAGUGCAGCUGCUGAUUUCCAACGGAGAUGAUUCGCUUCUGGACGUCAGAGGAGUCUCCUACUCGGCCAGAACUGACUCUGUUCUGAUACGAGAAGCGAUGUACGCCAGCUACCAGCUGCCUCCAGGGUUCGACACGACCCCGGUGCUGCUAGGCAGGGAGGUGGCCGUGGAUGUGCCGGAUUCGUUUGUGCAGAUAGUGAAAACGACCCCUAAGUACCCUAGCACGGAUAGAAAGAUCGAAGCGUUCCAUAAGCAGGUGGUAAAUGGGACAGCGAAGCCGACGCCCGCGCCGGCCGUCCCCCCGCGCGAUGGACCCCGCGACGCACCCCCGCGGCCUCCCACGCUUGAACCUACUAAAGAACAGUUGGACUCCAUCAAGAAGUAUCAGGAGCAGCUCCGCCAACGCAAGGAGGCUGAAGAGCGGAUCGCGGCGCAGAAUGAGUUCCUGCGGACCUCCUUGCGCGGCUCCAACAAGCUGCAGGCGCUGGAGUCUGGAGCCCCGACGUCCUUCGUCAACGACGCGUAUGAGGAGGACGGGGUCGACAGUGAUCAUAGUGAACACCUGUAUACUAUUAUCGACUACCAAGAAGUGUCAGCAGCUCUCACGCGCGUCCAAAAAGCUCUAUCCUCUAGCGGCGAAACCGCCCUAGCGUCCCUAGUAGCGGGGGCGGCGGGUGCGCUGCUCUGCCCAGCGCUGCGCACCGCGCUGGCCACCAGGGCGGCGGCGCUCACGGCGGCGCGCCACAAGCGGCCCGGCCUCGCGCCGCCCUACACGCACCGCGCCACCGACCGACUCAAAGAUUGCAUGGAUGUACUAGGAAUCCAUACGGCGUCAGGAGGCGCGACUUCGGCGCUCGCCGCGGAACUUUUAUCAUUGCUCGGAGGCCUUGAACUGGAGAGUCUGAUCCAGGCGCACGACCAGGCGGCGGCGCUGCUUGACCCGGCCUGCUUCACCAGGGGAAAGAGACAUAAGACUGGCAACAACGCAAACCACAAAGACGAGAAAGCGCUCGCGACGCACUCGCCCGACGACCCCAGCGAACACAUCAAGAUCAUCAAAAUAGACAAGACUAAUGAACCACUUGGUGCUACAGUAAGGAAUGAGGGAGAAGCAGUCAUUAUUGGUAGGAUAGUUAGAGGCGGGGCCGCUGAGAAAUCUGGACUUUUACACGAGGGUGAUGAGCUACUCGAAGUGAACGGCGUGGGCAUGCGAGGAAAGUCAGUCCACGAGGUGUGUCAAGUCCUAGGCUCUCUCACGGGAACCCUCACAGUACUGCUGGCUCCCAGGGCUGCGCCGCCGCGGCCGCCGCCCCCGAAUAGGGUGCUGCAUGUCCGCGCGCACUUCGACUAUGAUCCGGAGGACGAUGUUUAUAUACCUUGUCGGGAGCUUGGCAUCAGCUUCCAGAAAGGCGAUGUACUUCACGUAAUAAGUCGAGAGGACCCGAACUGGUGGCAGGCGUUCCGAGAGGGUGAAGAGGACCAGACCCUCGCUGGAUUAAUACCAAGCCAGGCAUUCCAACACCAACGAGAAUCCAUGAAGCUAACUCUAGCUGGAGAAGUGGCAGCGAGAGAUAAGCCCCGGAAAGGCGGCACGUUGCUGUGUGCCAAGAAACCACCUCGGAAGAAGAGGGGCAAGAAAGCCACCAGUGAAGCUGGAUAUCCACUGUACUCUACCUCCGGAACUGACGAAUACGAACAAGAAGAGAUCCUAACUUACGAGGAGGUAGCGUUAUACUACCCGCGAGCGUCCAGCAAACGACCCAUAGUUCUGAUUGGUCCCCCCAACAUCGGUCGGCAUGAGCUGCGCCAGAGACUGAUGGAGGACAAUGAGCGGUUCGCAGCCGCCGUGCCUCACACGUCUCGCCCACGCAAAGACCACGAGGUCCCGGGUCAGGACUACCAUUUCAUCUCGCGCACUCAAUUUGAGGCAGACAUCUUGAACAGAAAGUUUGUCGAGCACGGCGAGUACGAGAAAGCUUAUUAUGGUACGUCGUUAGAAGCGAUACGUGAAGUAGUAAACUCGGGGAAGAUAUGCGUAUUGAACUUACAUCCUCAAUCGUUGAAGAUCUUAAGAAACUCUGACCUCAAGCCUUACACUGUAUUUGUGGCUCCUCCGAGCUUAGAAAAACUGAGGCAGAAAAAGAUUAGAAAUGCAGAAGCUUUUAAGGAAGAAGAAUUAAAAGAAAUAAUAGCGACUGCAAGAGACAUGGAGGUGAGAUGGGGCCAUCUCUUCGACAUGAUCAUCAUAAAUAACGACACCCAACGUGCCUACCAACAACUGUUGAACGAAAUCAACAGUUUAGAGAGAGAACCGCAGUGGGUCCCCGCACACUGGCUUAAGCAAACCUAGCGAGAAAUAAAACAUGUCGCAAAUAUCGCGACACCAAGACUGAACUGCCAACACAGACAACUAUGUCAUCUAGAUAAAACUAAACAAAAUAUUAUAAAUAAAUUGUCUAAUAUCUGUGAAUAUCACUUGCGGCACCACAGGAUAAGUGUUUUAGGCCUAGGGGCAGUGAUAGUCAUCGUAUUGCGGAUAACUACGCAAAUGGUUUUACAUUUGCUGGAGGUUUUCUUUGGCAAGUGUACUUGGAAGAAACGCUUCACUGCGUCUAGAUUUGUAAAUCACUCGCGACGAAGUAUAAUUGAGUGUCAAGUCCUAGAAACUAACAAUAAUAAUGGAGUUGGGAGGCGAGAACGUAGAAAUUAGAAAUGUGUUCCCGAAUUUAGCAUCUUUGAAAGAUAAAUAUUGCGAUUAAUAGGUUUAAGCAUAAUGGAGUUUUUUUAUGAGUCACGUGAAAUGAUAACAAUUUGGGAUAGUGUCAGAUGCGGUCUACUUAUGAAAGUUAGAGAGGGUAUAGUAUUGGAUGUAAACAAAUGUUUAUUGUUAAUAAAUAACUCAUUUUAGUCAACAAAUUAAUUGGAAAUAGUUAAUCUAUUUAUGUUUUUUGAUUAAACAUUGUUAUCUUAUUUGUAUUCAAUUUUGGAGUUAGAAUGAACUUUUAUUCGUACAUAUUCAAUAUUUAGAGAUAUUUUUGAAAAACUAUAUUCAGAAUAAUGUGUAUUCGAUCUACUUAUAAAUACCUAUUAUUUUACGCAAAUUGUAAUCUUUGUUAUUUAAAGUCUUUAAUUAUUAAGUUUUCAUAAUAGUGGUAAGUAUAUCUUAUCAUUAUCAAUAAUAUCAGAGCUUACUUAUUUACUUUUGUGAAUAAAAGAACUUCAAUAAAUCAGCAAUAUAUGGAAUAGAGAUACCUAAAGCGACGCGAUUUAUAUUUAAUUUUAAAAUGUGGGUAUCGGUAUAACUGACAGUUAUUUUUUUUAAACGUUAGGACGUCAUUAUGCUAUAAUUAAAUGAAAUUGAUUUUUAAUACUGAUUUCAUGGUUUUAGUGUUAAAUUUGUUAAACCUGAGUCAAAAUUAGGCAGCUAUGUCCUUUUCAAAUAUUUGAAGAGCCAUAUGCAAAGUGACAUUUAUAAAGUUAUAAAUUUAUCAGCAAGAGCCACUGAUUAAAGUGAAGACUGUCAUGGAUAUUGUUAUUAUCUAGUAAGUGAUAUCAGAUAUACAAUAGAACUACGUUAGAGACGCACAUUGUUUUCGUAUUUUGUACUUUAUGUUAUUUUUAACGUAUAAUGCACGAGAACGUCAAGCCUUAACGAGUUCAAUAAAACAUUUAAAAUUAUACCUCCAAAUAGAGUUGCAAUGGAAUUUAUUAUUAUAAAACAGCCAACUAAAAAUAAAGUAGAUAGUAAAUAGAAGAAAUAAAUAAUUUAUAAAGAUGAGAUGAUUAAAACAAUAAAAUUAAAUCAAUAUGAUAUUCUCUAUUGCCAAAUUUGUACUGUAGUAGGUAUAAAAAUAAUAGAACUUUUUCUUCAGUAAGUAGAUUUUUUGUGAUUCCUCAUAAGGAAAUUGGUGGUAGAAAACUUUGGUAGAUAAAAUUCGCCAUUUAAAACAAUAAUACUGCUACAUAGUGCGUAGACGGCAAACUAUACCAACUAAUAAAGUACUUGAACACCCGUACGACGACAUAUCUGUUUAGAAUACAGUUUCAACAUAUUUUCCUCUAUAUUUCCUUUUUGGCGAUUUUACCCUUUAUAAAGUAAUUUAUAGGAUAUAGUCGCAAAUUUGGCGUGUUCACUGCUCAGCUUUUAUGAGAAAUUAAACGUUUUUACUGAAUAUAUUCGUAUAUUUACAUCACUAUAUUGUCUAGAACGCGAAAAUUAAAUGCAAUAAUAAUGUACUUAAAGUGGCGUACUGUCCGAUUAGAAUGGUUUAAAGUUAUUAUUGUUAGUUAUACUUUUGAAUAUUUGUAUAUUAUGUAGGUAUGUUUAGAUAGACUUGUGCAUUCCAAAUAUUAAGUGCCAAAAAUAUCAGGCCGGAAAUUAUUAUUACCUUUAUGAUAACAUUACCAUUCCAUGUUAUGUGUAUCAUUUAUAUUGUGUCAUACUUAUAUAUUUUUGAAUGAGUAGGUUUUGUAUUGUGUUAGUUACGUAGUCAUAAUUAUUAUUACGUGAGAUUUGAUAUUUAAGCAGAAGUGGCAUGAGGAGGGUGCUAUAAAGUUUUGUGUACCUUAACUACUCGGUCUUGGAAUUUUUGUGUUAUUAUUUAAGUGUUUGUUAUACAUUGACGAGUGCAUGAUUACAGACCGCAUAGUAAACAAUAUGAAGGGUAUAAUCUAUACAACUAGGAACAUGGGGUUGUGAUUCAUGCACUUGGUCAAAUUGUGGAUUUGUGGAAACUUACACAGUAUUGAUAUUUCUAAUUUAUAUAAAAUAGUCCUGUACAUAAUUUAUUAACAACUGAAUAAAGAAAUGAUACUAAGAAUAAUACUAUACUAAAAACUGUUAAUAGAGAACAAUUUAAUGUAAAUAAUAGAAUAUUAAAUUUAAUAUCAGAUACCUA